CAGUUUGAUCGAACCAAUAAAGUAAACCACAUCGUAACAUGCCUCAGGCCAAUCUAAAGUUAAGUCCACAUGAUCAACAAGUGCUCGAUUCAAUUUUCAAUCCCCUCGAGCUCAGCAGCCUACAGACAAAUGACCUAAUUCCCGCUGAGUCCGACCUCAGGGAUGUGGAGCCGGACACCCAAGCCAUCAAAGCUUCCAGGGACCUGGAGCUAAGAGGCAUUGCGUUAUCCGAAAGUGGGGAGCUUGAUGAAGCCCUGGAUCUAUUUGAACAGUCAUUAAAUUUGGCCCAGAGGUCUUCGGUGCUAAAUAAUAGGGCACAAACUUUACGCCUUGCCAAACGCGAUGAGGAGGCCCUUGAUGACCUAAACCGAGCCCUGGAACUGGCCAGUGAUCAGCAGACCCGCACCAAGUGCCACGCCCACUGUCAGCGUGGGGUCCUUUAUCGUAAACUGGAUAAUUUAGAGGCGGCUCGUGCCGACUUCGAAGCAGCAGCCCAGCUGGGCAGUAAAUUCGCCAGGGAACAGCUAGUGGAAAUAAAUCCCUUUGCCGCUCUCUGCAAUCAAAUGCUUCGCCAGGCAUUCGAUCAGCUAAAGUAACAGGAUAUGCUCUAGAAUUUGUAUGAGAUUUUGGGUUACUGGCAUAUGUCUAAAUACCGAAAUGAGAAAAGUAAACAAAUUUUAAACCUUUGCGUUAAACAACAAACUAUUGCACUACUUGAAAUUUAAUAGAUUUUUGAUUCGGUACUCAGGAAAUCUAAUAGAGAAACCAAAAAUCUAUCCGUACGUUCUUAACUAGUAUUAAAAACUUCUCGAAUCUAAAUCAUUAAAUUUUCAAUAAAAUUUUCACUCUCAUUCACAUUCCUUAAAAUAAAUGUUUUAAAUAUAUAGCUAAAAAUUAAAAGUAAAGCAAAUUUGUUACUAUUAUUAUUAUUGUUAUUAAUAAUAAGUGACGUCAUAACAUUAUGCACAUAUUUUUUAUGAUUAAUGGGUAUAAAAUAACCUCCAAAAAAUACAAAACACUUAUCAGAAAAAACAAAAUUGUAGGUCGCUCAGCAAAGCAAAGCAAAGCAAAAUUAGUACUUUACAAUCUCUCAACUAUUAAGGUUGUUAACUCUUAAAAUGCUGAGAUCAGUUAGUUUUUUGUUGUGUGCGGCUAUUGUAUGGAACUUGAAUCCUAUCCUGGCAGAAAUCACAACUCUUAGAUGUUCAUGGAACAUAUGUACUGAAAUACAAGACAUUGAACGCGUAAAUAACAAUCUUCAAGAUGAAUUAAUGCAGCUAAAAGUAGAUUUUCACAAUUUAAUCGAGAGUAUAAAGGAUACCAAUAAUGUUUGCGAUUUAAAAUGCGGCACAGAAAUCUAUCAAGUGAAAUCCGAAAUGAUAGUAUUGUCCGUAAUACUGGUAAUCAUUGUGCUGGGUGUCCUCUUAAUUAUGCGGUUCAACUCGAAGGAUGCUAGAUCGCCCUCGGUAAGAUUGGGAACCCGGAGAUUGACAACCGGUCGCCAGUUGGAAUUGAUCGAAAGGCGACGCCCGGAAAGAGCAGAUUCCGGAAGUCCACCUCCGUACCCUGUAGCAGUAAACAUGCCGUCACAAAGAAGCGGUAUCACGGACGAAGAAAUUCCGAAGGACGAAGUUCCCCCGCCGGCAUAUACUGUGAACGUCGAAUAAUGAUGGGAAAAUUUGAUUUUAAGCAUUUGAAACAUUUCUAAAAAUCUAAGACCCUAAAAAUCCAUCCGUACGUUCUUUACUAGUAUUAAAAACUUCUCGGAUCUAAAUCAUUAAAUCAUCAAUUUGAUUUUUUAUGAAUUUUCAAUAAAAGUUUCACUAUUAUUCACAUUUCUUAAAA
Molecule: messenger RNA, 1845 nt
Organism: Drosophila teissieri
Lineage: Eukaryota; Metazoa; Arthropoda; Insecta; Diptera; Drosophilidae
Product: tetratricopeptide repeat protein 36 homolog
Exons: 3
Coding region: 39-596 (185 amino acids)
Biological process (GO): cilium assembly
Molecular function (GO): protein binding
Source: RefSeq, a predicted model, not a curated record